AUGCUGCACUCUAUAUCUGAUUUGACCACCUUCUGCCGCAAGACGAUAGGAGAUGUCCCGGCGAAGCUAGUGGGCGCGUCCACCACUGUCGUUGGCUCCAAGAUGUAUCUCUUCGGAGGUAGAUUGGUAACCGAACGCAGAAUGGUUUCCGACAUGUACGUUUUCGACUUGGCCACAUUUCGAUGGGAGAAGAUCCCGCCAAACCCAGAAGACGAUGUCCCCCGAGCUCGCUACUUCCACAGCGCUGAUACUUGGAACAACCAGCUGAUCGUCUUCGGAGGGAUGAGCAACAGAGUCGAUUCUCCCAAUCCGGACGACCUGUGCGUCCUGAACGACGUCCGGUUCUUCGACAUCGCGACGCGGCGCUGGAUGCCGGCGUCCAUGUCCAACUCGCCCGUGGCCGAUCCAGACGAUUCUCUCGUGCCCCGCGCUCGCUAUGCCCACUUGUCAUCAGUCACAUCUAACCGCUUGUUUAUCAUCGGCGGGCAGGAUUUCUUCAAUGUAUGGUUGGACGACGUGUGUGUAUACGAUCUGGUCACUCGUACAUGGACACGCCGGCGGGACUAUCCUCGGCACUGUGGCACCUAUCGCAGUGUUGCUGUCUCGUCUGAUUACUGCGUGCGGCUACCCCAGGAAGAACUCCGAGCAGAGCAAGGGCCUACUACAUUGGGCCAGCCCGGUACACGGUUCAAGACAGACAAUGCCCCUUCAAAGUCUUCUGACUUCACUGCAUCUGAAAGUCUUGUUCAUCUCCCUUACUCUGCGACUCCUUCAGAUGCUUUCCCAAGUAACAUCUACCUGUACAGCAAUUACAACUUUACUGACGUCAAACGAGAACUCGAGGUUUUCUACCCUCUCCCCAAUGCCGACUUGACGAUCCAAGAGCGUUCCGCCGCUAUGACCGGUACCUCAUUUCCUCCCGGCCUGCGAUUUCCCACCGGGGCCAUCCUGGGAACUCAUCUCAUCAUCGCUGGUACCUAUCUCGCCCAUACCUAUCAAUCUUUUUCCAUAUGGGCGCUAGACCUUAUCAACAUGACAUGGUCACGGAUCGACCCGGGCAGUGCCGUAUCCACAGGCUCGUGGUUUCGUGGAUGUCUCUGGACGGAAGCCAACAAGUUUCUCAUCUUCGGGAACCGAGACGGCAACCUGGUGGACGACUAUAACCGGCGCUUGCUUAGUUGGGACCACGUCGCCGUUGUGGAUUUGGAGGCCUUCGGUAUCUAUCAACCCCCCAAGCUGCGAAUUGACAUUGCAUCGCAGGAGCUCGGCCUCGCGGCCCUUGAGGAGCGGAUAAUCACCGACUUCGAGAUAAUAUGUGAUGAUGGAAGGAAGAUCCCUUGCUCUCGAAAAAUCCUUGAAGAGCGAUGGCCUUGGUUCAAGGAGGAGCGAGCGAAAUUCACACAGCUCGCGAAGAACACAGCGCAAACGUUACCGAAUUCCCCCAUGCAUGUCCCCCAGCCGGAUCUGCCAGGCAAAGACGCUGCAGGAGAGCUACGACCUGACCCCAGACUGACGCCGAGGUCAUUCCAUCUGUCAGAACCUUAUCCUAUCACACUCGCAUUGCUGCAGUACUUCUACUCCCUUGCUCUCAUCACCCCGCUGCAGCAUGCCCCGGCAGUGCUUAGCCAGCUAUUAGUCCUUUCUAGUAACUACAACAUUACUCACCUCCAAUCUUUGGUCAAACAUGCGAUGCACAAAGCUCUGUCAAACUCUACCUCAGUAGGUGUCUACGAAGUCGCUACCCUCUGCAGUUGCCGCAGCCUCCAGAUAAGGGCGUUGAAAACUGUUAUGUCAUACAGUCAGAAACGGCCUUCUCGUGACAAAGGGGAUAAAGGUCCAGGUUCAGGCGACGGACGGCCACCUGGCUCUAAUGGCGGUAAUGGCGGUAACGGUCGGCUAGACGGCGGCCCUAAAGAUCCUGGCAGUUUCGCCACUCGCCCUCGAGGUACUUCAGAUGCUCACUGGCGCGGUCCCGCUCAGGGUGACCAACCUCCAAUCGGCUCCACGUUCUCGCUUAAACCUAGUACGUAUGAUGUAGCGCCUCGUGGUAUAGAAGCGGGCUUGCCGACACUGACGAUCCCCGGUGCCCCUGGUCGCCGCCCCUCCGUGUCUCGACGGAUCAGUGUCCUGUCCACCAACACGGAAUACGAGAUCUCGGAGGUUGCUGAGCUCAUGUCCCCGUCCCUGGUCCACGCGGCGCACACCUUCAUUGAUGAACAUCCACAACUCGACGAACCCGAGGAAGUGCUCCCAAAUUCCGACUACAGCCUCGAUGCCGUCAUGGAGAUGUUCUACGACAAUUACGAAGAUGAAGAAAUAUCUCCGUCGUCGCGUGGUCCGAACAACUUCCUCUCGCCUGUGGCCGAAUCGUUCGGCGACCCCACGACACCUCCCUCCCGUGUAUCUUCUUUGUAUUGGGACUCUGACGUCGACGAGUACGAUCCUCCCCGCUAUUCUCGGCCCACUGCCCCUAGUGUAUCACAGAUUCCUUUCCAUCUUCCUACUCAACGGUCACGCCCUUCGACGGCUCGCUCCGAUAGUGACACACCAUCCCUAUCAUCUUCAGCGUCGAUGAGUUCGCUGGCCAGCACAGCUCGUUCGCAACCCUACUCACCACGCACACCAACAUAUCCCCCCACAACCCCCGAUAUCGCUUCCUCAUCUACGAAACACUUGGAAAUCAUAGAAGAGCGCCUCCCGGAGGACCAAGAAAUCUUGUACCGUCUCCCCAACCACGGCCCUAAUAGUCCUACGGCCGUGCGAGUCAUCCCUCCCCUCCCUAAGAAUUCAGUUGUCCCAGCAUGGCCGAAAAAGAAGCCGAACGUCGAAUGGUUUAAAGGCGAGGAACCGUCUUUCGUAGCCACGACGCCCCCACCUUCCUCUCGUUCUUUCACUAGUUCGCCAGUGCCCCCCUCGCCUCCCCCCACUCCUGGCCUUGCUCCCAGCCCACGGUUUGCAAGCAUGAACCCGCUCUCGCGUUUCAGGUCGAAUGUGAGCGCGAAGUCCACCCAUACUAUCAAGUCGGCGAAAUCGCAACCCGAUUUUGGAGCGUAUGUCAGCGGGUUUGAUCCCAAGAUGAUUAAAGCCGAAGAGAAGAAGAAAAAGAAGGCUGAAGCAAAGGCCCGAGUGGAAAGGCUUGCACAGGAGCUCAAAGACAAGAACAAGAAACAACCUGACACAGACCGGCGCUCCUUAAACAGCGACAAAUCCGCAAAAAGAGAGCAAGCUGCAGUGUUUGGCGGGCUAAGCGGACUCGUAAUGUGA
This is a messenger RNA of Pleurotus ostreatus (oyster mushroom), 3264 nucleotides long. RefSeq lists its product as uncharacterized. The record is from RefSeq and is a predicted model, not a curated record. Gene Ontology annotation, molecular function: protein binding. Gene Ontology annotation, cellular component: mitochondrion; cytosol. Gene Ontology annotation, biological process: cell redox homeostasis. The coding region runs from base 1 to 3264 and encodes 1087 amino acids. The transcript has 8 exons. Lineage: Eukaryota; Fungi; Basidiomycota; Agaricomycetes; Agaricales; Pleurotaceae.